This is a messenger RNA of Oreochromis aureus, 1826 nucleotides long. Its product is annotated as nectin-4-like. Lineage: Eukaryota; Metazoa; Chordata; Actinopteri; Cichliformes; Cichlidae. Bases 129 to 1343 code for a protein of 404 amino acids. The record is from RefSeq and is a predicted model, not a curated record. The transcript is spliced from 8 exons.
GAUCAGUGUGUGGACACAAGAGCUGGAGAUUCACACAGAAUGAGGUGAACUUUCUGUGUGUUUGUGCUUUGGAAAGAGAGACUGUAUCCUGUGGAGAGAAGCCGUGCUGUCUAAAGUGUCAAAUCAGAAUGUUAACUCUCAUCUGGGUGAUUCUGCUGUUCGCUGAUAAAGGUUUGACUAGGAGCACUCCUCCAGUCUGUACAAAGAGCAAAGACAAUGUCACGUUAAGUCAAAUAAAUAUAACAGCAGAGGCUGGACUAUAUGCAGUGUUACCAUGUUCUUUUACUACAGACGAUGGGUUUGAUGCCAAAAGUAUAACUUUGUACAAACAUGGUAAAACAAUAUUUGACUCCAGUGAUGAUCAAAAAAACAACUCUGAGUUUCAAAGGCGAGUCUCACUACUGGAGUCUGACCUGAAGAUGAAGAACUGCAGCGUCAUCAUUAAUGACCUCACCGAGACAGACUCUGGAUCAUAUCAAGUCAGAGUGUCUGAUAACAAGACGGAGCAUGGCUGCACAUUGAAGUUCACAGUCACAGUUACAGAUCUUCAGGAACUAAAGAUCAGUGGAAGUACAGUUGUGAAGAAGGGUGCUACCCUUAAUCUAACUUGCAGUGCUGACAGUUUCAUUGCAUCUUCUAUCAACUGGAUUAAAUCUGACUCCAACAAAAACUUGAACAGAAAAAAUGAAAAUAAAAACACAAAAGGCAAUGGGUCAGCCUCGCUUACCAUUUUUAAUAUGACACCAGAACUUUCUGGACAGUACAAGUGUAUAGCAACACACAAGAACAAAAACAUUACGAAAACCAUUGAUGUAAAAUUAUUUGCAGCUGGUCCAAGAAUUUUGAAUAGCUCUGGGUGUGAGGUUCAAUCAGAGGUCCUGAGCUGUAUGUGCAUCAGUGAGGAGUUUCCUCCACCCACCAUAAAAUGGCCACAUUUAAAGAGCCACACUGAGUACUCUGUAACAACCAACGUGUCAAACGCCAGAGUCACCAGCACCAUCACUGUGUUUCUAAAACACUAUCACUACACCACUAUUGAGUGUGUCACCAGUAAAGAUAAUGAGCAUAUAAAGAAUGAAGAUGUAUUCAAACAAAGAAAUGAAGAACCAAAAGUUAAGACUGCAGCAUUGAGGGGGUUUCUGAUUGGGGUCAUUGUUUUAGCAAUCAUUGGUUUUUUGGUAACACGAUGCUACAGAAAAAAUCAGAGUUCUGAAAACCUGUCUGAAGACCUGGACGUGGUGACCACUGACGCUGUUCCACUGAUGGAUGCUGAUAAAGCAGCAACAAAUAAUAGGAUCCAUGAACCAGGCAAAGUUAAAAGAGAAGCUGAGUCUACUGCAUAAUCAGUGCCCGUUAGUGAUGUGGGACCAAAAGAGGUUGAGUACUCUGACACUGACUUCUCUGUGAUAAAGAGGCAUAGAAGAUACAGGAUACCAGAGAAAUGGAGUAUGCUAAAAUUAAGACAAAGAAGAGAAAAUGAUGGGGUGUCUGCCUUUUUGUUUGAUUAUAGUUUUCUCUUGUUUUUCUUCGUUACCAACUCCUUUUUAGUGUCAAAUAACUCAACGAACUAACGCAUUAAUGUUGUGGUUUGGCCACCCCUAGAUGGGCCAUAACAGGUGGACAGUGCCAGAAGGCUGAUUGGUGUGAUCAGUCCUCAUAUUUCAGUUGCCAGCUGGGACCAGAGAAAGGAAAGCUGCACUAGCAACAAGUCAGCUGAACAGCUGCACAGUGCAAUUUUAAAAAGUUGCAGAUGAAACGUAACCAGCCCUUUAACAGCCUGUACAUGUGGGUCCUUUGUGUCACAGAUUAUUAUUAUUUUAUUUUGG